AUGAUUUCCAAAGAAGAAGCAAGCUGUUUAUUUUACUGCAAAUCUUACGAAGAAUCCAACGUCAAGACAUGUCUAGAAUAUAUUGAGGAAUCGCCAGACGUUGAACUGUGUUAUACGAGCAACCCAGAAGAUCCUUUGCUUAUUUGUAGGUCUCGGAUUUAUGGCUCAAGAGUCUACAAACUUUACAAACUCAAACGAGAACUAGAAGACGAAGCAGCUAAGACCAAUGAAGCAGCUACGAGGGAAGAUAAAGAAGACUUGAUGUUUGAAAAUGAUAGUCAGAUUGUAGAGUUCUUAAAUCACAUUUAUCGAAAAGAGGAAUAUCUUUUCGAUCCACGUUAUAAAUUAAUUUCUGUGCAUGAUAAGGACAUCUUAUCAGUAAUCUGGAAAUUCACAUCUAAGUUUGACAAGAAAGCUCUUCUAGGAUUCAGUCAAUAG
Molecule: messenger RNA, 438 nt
Organism: Mucor mucedo
Lineage: Eukaryota; Fungi; Mucoromycota; Mucoromycetes; Mucorales; Mucoraceae
Exons: 2
Coding region: 1-438 (145 amino acids)
Source: RefSeq, a predicted model, not a curated record